CGCUCGUCUGGGCAAGCCCGGGUCCGUCCGGGACCUCGGCCCCGUUCUCCCCCGGACCCGAGAGGCUGCUGCACCGGCUGCCGCUCCAGAUGCUGCUGCUGCCGCCGCGGCCGCCCCACCCUCGGUCCUCCUCUCCGGAGGUCAUGGACCCGCCGCCUCCCAAGACUCCCCCCUUUCCCAAGGCGGAAGGCCCCUCCCCCACUUCUUCCUCGGUGGCGGGGCCGCGGCCACCGCGGCUGGGCCGCCAUCUGCUCAUCGACGCCAACGGGGUCCCCUACACGUACACGGUGCAGCUGGAGGAGGAACCUCGGGGCCCGCCGCAGCGCGAGGCGACCCCGGGAGAGCCAGGUCCUCGCAAGGGCUACAGCUGCCCAGAGUGCGCUCGUGUCUUUGCCAGCCCUCUGCGGCUGCAGAGCCACCGUGUGUCGCACUCGGACCUCAAGCCCUUUACUUGUGGUGCUUGUGGCAAAGCUUUCAAGCGCUCCAGCCACCUGUCGCGGCACCGCGCCACCCACCGUGCGCGCGCUGGUCCACCUCACACCUGCCCGCUCUGUCCACGCCGCUUCCAGGACGCCGCGGAGCUGGCGCAGCACGUGCGCCUGCACUGAGCUAGGCCCUGCCCUCUCCGGAUCACCACGUCUGUCCCACACAGCGUCACUCCCACACGUACCCCAGUUCUGCUGAGGUUACUGCCUUACCCUAGGCCUCAGUUUCCCCACCCAUCCCCAAAGAGAAACAUCAUUUCGUCUUUUCUCCCGUCUAGCUGUGUGAUGUAGACCAAAGUUAUUGCCCCUCUGGGCCUGGGUGUCAGUUGGAACUGGGCUUCGGUCCGGCUGUGCUGUGUAAGCCUUUGCAAAUACUACGACCUCUCCUGAGUCUUGGUCUUCUAGUCUUCCCAAGUAGUAAGGUCUUCGUGGAAGACACGGCAAAAGCACCAGCACGGUCCGGAUCACCUCUGUACUUCCCUCUAAUUCCCACGAUCCCUCAUUCUUUGCCCAAUAAACAUUCCGCACUUCA
Molecule: messenger RNA, 1017 nt
Organism: Apodemus sylvaticus (European woodmouse)
Lineage: Eukaryota; Metazoa; Chordata; Mammalia; Rodentia; Muridae
Product: zinc finger protein 580
Exons: 2
Coding region: 90-608 (172 amino acids)
Biological process (GO): regulation of transcription by RNA polymerase II
Cellular component (GO): nucleus
Molecular function (GO): RNA polymerase II cis-regulatory region sequence-specific DNA binding; DNA-binding transcription activator activity, RNA polymerase II-specific
Source: RefSeq, a predicted model, not a curated record